Molecule: messenger RNA, 13743 nt
Organism: Meriones unguiculatus (Mongolian gerbil)
Lineage: Eukaryota; Metazoa; Chordata; Mammalia; Rodentia; Muridae
Gene: Strbp
Product: spermatid perinuclear RNA binding protein
Exons: 18
Coding region: 366-2312 (648 amino acids)
Cellular component (GO): precatalytic spliceosome
Molecular function (GO): single-stranded RNA binding; double-stranded RNA binding
Source: RefSeq, a predicted model, not a curated record
GUGCUCGGCGGCGUCACGUGUCCGCCGCCGCCGCCGCGGUCUCCGCCGAAGCCGAGCUCGGAUCCGCGAGCGCCACCAGGGCAGCAGCCGCCGCAGCCGCCGCCGCUGUGCUGAGGAGCCGGAGACGCGGGCGGACGAGGUGGCGGCGGCGGCGGAGCGGGAGCGGGGAGCGGACGCGGGCGGAGCGCGGCGGCGCGGGUGUAUUCCAGAGAACAAUUUUCAAACAUCUUUCCUUAUAUUUGGCAUUGAGCAGUCAGGGGAUUCAGGCAUAUGAGGAGGUACUGUCACAUAAAACAGUGUCCAGUGAAGACGACAAGAAAGAGAGAAAAAGACCGGAAGAAGAAGCUAAAAUACCAUAGGAAACCAUGAGAUCUAUUAGAUCUUUUGCCAAUGAUGAUCGCCAUGUUAUGGUGAAACAUUCAACAAUAUAUCCAUCUCCGGAGGAACUUGAAGCUGUUCAAAAUAUGGUGUCUACUGUUGAAUGUGCUCUUAAACAUGUCUCAGAUUGGCUGGACGAAACAAAUAAAGGCACAAAAACUGAGGGGGAGACAGAAGCAAAGAAAGAUGAGGCUGUAGAAAACUAUUCAAAGGAUCAAGGUGGCCGAACAUUGUGUGGGGUAAUGAGGAUUGGCUUGGUUGCAAAAGGCUUGCUGAUUAAAGAUGAUAUGGACCUAGAGCUGGUUUUAAUGUGCAAAGACAAACCCACAGAAACCCUGCUAAAUAUAGUCAAAGAUAAUCUUCCCAUUCAGAUUCAGAAACUGACAGAAGAGAAAUACCAAGUGGAACAAUGUAUAAAUGAAGCAUCCAUUAUAAUUCGGAACACGAAAGAACCAACACUGACUUUGAAGGUGAUACUUACUUCCCCUCUAAUUAGGGACGAAUUGGAGAAGAAGGAUGGAGAAAAUGUAAUGAUGAAAGACCCUCCGGACUUAUUGGACAGGCAGAAAUGCCUGAAUGCCUUGGCUUCUCUUCGACAUGCCAAAUGGUUUCAGGCAAGGGCAAAUGGAUUAAAAUCAUGUGUAAUUGUCCUCCGCAUUCUGCGUGAUUUGUGCAACAGAGUUCCUACAUGGGCACCGUUGAAAGGAUGGCCACUAGAGCUUAUAUGUGAAAAGUCUAUAGGUACUUGUAAUAGACCUUUGGGCGCUGGGGAGGCCUUGAGACGAGUAAUGGAGUGUUUGGCAUCUGGAAUACUACUUCCUGGGGGUCCUGGUCUUCAUGAUCCUUGUGAGCGAGACCCAACAGAUGCUUUGAGCUAUAUGACUACUCAGCAAAAAGAAGACAUCACUCAUAGUGCACAGCAUGCACUUAGACUAUCAGCCUUUGGCCAGAUUUAUAAAGUGCUGGAGAUGGACCCUCUUCCAUCUAGUAAGCCUUUUCAGAAGUAUUCCUGGUCAGUUACUGAUAAAGAAGGUGCUGGGUCUUCAGCUCUAAAGAGGCCAUUUGAAGAUGGAUUAGGGGAUGAUAAAGAUCCCAAUAAGAAGAUGAAACGAAACUUAAGGAAAAUUCUGGAUAGUAAAGCAAUAGACCUUAUGAAUGCACUAAUGAGAUUAAAUCAGAUCAGGCCUGGGCUUCAGUAUAAGCUUUUGUCACAGUCUGGCCCAGUUCAUGCCCCAGUCUUCACAAUGUCUGUAGAUGUGGAUGGCACAACAUAUGAAGCCUCAGGACCAUCCAAGAAAACAGCAAAGCUUCACGUGGCGGUGAAGGUUUUACAGGCAAUGGGAUACCCAACAGGUUUUGAUGCAGAUAUUGAAUGUAUGAGUUCCGAUGAAAAAUCAGAUAAUGAAAGCAAAAAUGAAACAGUGUCUUCAAACUCAAGCAAUAAUACUGGAAAUUCUACAACUGAGACCUCCAGUACCUUAGAGGUAAGAACUCAGGGUCCUAUCCUCACAGCAAGUGGCAAAAAUCCUGUGAUGGAGCUCAAUGAAAAAAGAAGAGGUCUCAAGUAUGAACUCAUCUCAGAGACUGGUGGAAGCCAUGACAAGCGCUUUGUAAUGGAGGUAGAGGUAGAUGGACAGAAAUUCAGAGGUGCAGGCCCAAACAAGAAAGUGGCCAAGGCAAGUGCUGCACUAGCUGCCCUGGAGAAGCUCUUUUCUGGACCCAAUGCAGCAAAUAACAAAAAAAAGAAGAUCAUUCCUCAGGCAAAGGGUGUUGUGAAUACGGCAGUAUCUGCAGCAGUCCAGGCAGUUCGGGGCAGAGGAAGAGGAGCUCUGACAAGGGGAGCCUUCGUGGGGACUACAGCAGCUCCCGGCUAUAUAGCUCCAGGUUACGGAACACCAUAUGGUUACAGCACAGCUGCUCCUGCAUAUGGUUAAUACUUUUAAGCAGUUUUCAGCACGUUUAUCUCACUUUAUUCUCGUUCUCCUCGGACCUCCGUAGCCAUAUCACUUGUAUAAAAUAGGCUGAGAUAUAGUGACUGUAAGCUGUGAUCUCAGUAUACAAAGGUAAGCUCUUUUAUUUUCUGAUUAAAGAAAAAAUAACCAAUUAACACAACCUGCAUAUAUGACAAUCAUAUGAUGUAUUUGAUCUCUUAGGUCUUAUGUCACUGCAUAAUUUAAAAUUUUUAUGGUCUGAAUGUAAAAUAGUAAUUUUCAGCAUUUGUUUUAAUACUCUUGUAAAUGCUUUUUAUUCAAGAGAACCAUUUCACAUUUACUGAGUCAAGUGUAUUUUGUGGGGAGAAACUUAGGAUAUAGUGUAUAUGUAAGUUAUACAUACAGCAGCACCUGUUUUAAUGUAAUAAUUCAGCUGUAGCAGUACUAUCUAAGGAGAGUUAAAGUGACAGGGCACUGUCUUGGCCAAGAAGCUGGGAUAUCAGAAGCAGUAAUGCUGGUGACAGUGCUGUAGGAUUCAUGUGUGCAUUUGCUGCACAGGCUGAGGGUACAAGUGCCAAUCUCUCAAGAAGAGAACCUUCUCUGACCUGUGUUGCAUGCCCUAAUACAGCAACAGCAAGAAGCCAUUAAAAACAAAAAGCAAUAGAGAAACACAAAAGACAAAAGAGUGAACUAUGGGGAAUAUGUGUAAUUGGCUGAGUUAAGCUAAUUAUUUGCUAAAUCAACUUGAGCAAGACUCAGAAAGGUGAAUACUGAGUCUGUGGAAACCAAAUCGACUUAAGGAAUCUGUCUGUCUUUAUCAAGUUAGGUACCUAGAAUAUCAUUUCUCACUGUAUUCAGUCAUGAACAGGGUUCAUGUAAAGGACAUGAGGGUUAGAUCAAAUGCUUUAAUAAGGAUUUGCUUAAGUUAGUAUAUCCCACAAAUACACCUCAUUAUGUUAGAUGCUUAGCUGUAUGUUUGUGUGUAAAUAAAUUUUUAUGUUUUACAUUUCUUUCUGUAGCAGUUUCUGUUUAUCUCUAGCAUUGAGGCUGCUGGAACUUUGUUCCCAGACGGAACCUGCAGUUCAUGAGUUUGGCUUCUGCUAAAGGCUGUACAAAGCAGAGUAGGUGCAGUGCAGCUCAGUCCUGUGCCUGCUGAUGCAGGUCUUUUUCUGGAACCAGGGAACAGAGGCUCCGACCAAUGGAAACAUCUUAAGUAUGAAAGUUUCCUUGCUGACAGAAUUGGCCUUGUUGUAAAUAAAUACCCUACUUUCGGAGAUAGUGUAUUAACAGUGGCAAAAGUUAUUAAUUUAUUUAGUAGUUUAAUUAUAAAAUAUUGGAUAUUGUAGGCUUUUCAACACCACAAAUUGGUGUUACUUGAGGAUAUCCUCAAGUAGCAUAUUUCUCUGGCACUCUUGGGGGCCUAAGAUCUGCUCUGGUUAUGCUACUCAUCCUCUGUCCAAGUGUAUGGUCAGAAAAUGGGGCGUCAGCCCACUGCAGCCCUGCUUGGCAGCACUUGCUAUAGUCCUGCAAAGAAUACAGUGGGAAAUAUAAGCACUGACUACAUUCUUUAAAUGGCAGGUGAGUGUUAGAGUUACAAGAAGUCACUUGCUGUAAUUUUUCUGAUUCUUAUUUUUCACAAAUGAUAGGAGCAGAGGAGAAUAGUCAGUACUAAGUUAAAAUGAGCUAGAGAUGUUUUGUUUUUUUUUUUCCCCAAGCUGUCUGAAGCCUGUAAACCAGAGGCAUUGUGAGCAGAGUGAUAUCUGAAAGCAGUUCGCUCUGUGAAUGGUCUGCCUUUCAUGUCUCCUCUUAAUGCCAGUACCUCCUCAAGUCACCCGGAACUGGAAAGAUGCCAUGGCAUUUAGGCUUGUUCUCUGCAACAUCUGAUACCAUGCAGCCAGUGACCAUGGGUUCCUUAGCAUGACUAGGAGGCUGAAGGAGGGAGAUGUUUGGGGUAUCAGUGACAACAGCAGACCCAAGCACCUCCAGUCAAGAGGAGCUUCAAUACUGGUGUGUGUUUUCUGUAGCGCCUAAUUUACAGAGCACAGUGCAGUCUGCUUAAGAGUGAGUUCCACUUUUCCUAAUAGUAUCUUACAGAAAGACUGUUUUAAGUAAGGAAUUCAUGUUGGAUUAGUUGUACAAAUAGAUAUUCUUUCCCACAUACCAUCGUUUCAGUUAGGAGCUAACAGCUUCCGUUAACUGAUCCUUGGAAGUAUUUAAAAAUAGAACCAUAAUGCAAAUUUGGGUUAUAUAAGCUUUACAGCACAGCUAGAGAUACAGAAUAGAAACUAUGAGAAUCUGGGCCAAAGCAUUUCUCUUACUCCAGCCUGUUCCUGAGGAGCUUGGAAAUCUGAUGAGUUCAUAUAUUCAAAGCUUUUCAUGGUACCUGCUACAUAGGAAGUGCUCUGUGAAUGCUGAGUCUGCUGUUCUGUUUGAGGGGGAACGAAGGACACCAGGGAGGUGGGGCUCUGCUGGCUUAAACAGCAGCUGCAUGGCCUGCUCAGGGUAGAGUUCACUUACUCUUUGUGCUUAUUCAUAGGCUUGGGCAGCUCCUAGGCAGAGGCCAGACUCAGUGGGCCAGAUUUGCUCAUUUCUGCUGCAGCAGUUCGAUCACCAGCCGGCUUGUAGCCCAGAGUUUGUAAAUACUUGUUUAGGAUUUAUGGGUGCUUAGAAUUUCACAAGGGCUGAACUUAGUCCAUCCAUCUACCUGCUGAUUCAAGUUUCCUAUUCACACUUCAGUAAUAAAAAAAAAAAAAAAAAACCUACAAUGGCCAGAAGAUAGUCUUUAAAACUAUGGUGUUUGGUGGUAGAGAACAAGUUAUUAUAAACCUCAGAAGGAAAGGAGGGGUCCUAGGAAGCAUAGUUAGAAUGCUGUUGACUCAGACUCUCCUGUGGUGCUUGAUUCUUGGUUCAUGCGUGGCUGGUCAGUGGAAAACAUCUGCGCUAGUCACCACAUGAGGCCUCCUUUCUGUCUGAUAACUCUUAGGGCAUUAUUAGUCUUUUUGUAUCUCUAUCCUUUUGAUUACUGAUUUGGACACAACUGGAAAUUUCUGUUUGAGAUAAGGACAAGUGGGUUGAUGGUCAAGUUGCUGAAUAAAGGGCUAGAGUCCACAAUGCACGUGCUAGCUCACACCCGCAAAGAUCUGAGCUUCAGAGGGAGGACAGGUUGAGUUCCGGCUGGUAGGAGGUGAGUUAAGUGGAAACACAGAUUGAAUUCUGAAAUGCUGUACUUUUAGAAAAAACUGUGUGGACAAGAAUUACCUUUAAAGGAGGCUAGUUAAACUUGUGUUACCUAGUAAAAGUUCUCUGAACUGAAACUGUUGGUAGGUUUUUCAUCUCAUUUGGCCAGCAUUGAAAAAAGGCUCUUUUUCUUUUUUGGUUUUUGUUUUUAGGUUUUCGAGACAGGAUUUCUCUGUGUAGCCUUGUCUGUCCUGGACUCUCUUUGUAGACCAGGCUGGCCUCAAACUCACAGAGAUCUGCCUGCCUCUACCUCCCUGAGUCCUGGGAUUACUGGUGUGCACCAGUGUGUACAGUGAAGAAAGGCUCUUAAUACACACACACACACACACACACACACACACACACACCAACAAACAUCCCCUUCCAUAAAAAACAAAAAAACCAAACCAAACAGCCAACCAAAACAACCCUGACCAGUUACCAGUUAUCAGAGGAGGAUCAUGACCUUUCUUCCUAGAACUUUACCAUUUGUGCAAGUGGCUGUAUUGCCUUGCAAGGGGGUAGUGUGAAGAUUGCCACCAUUCCAAUGCCUGGGCAGUGGUUGGGUGUGUGAGUUAACACGUCCUGGCUGGAGAGGAGUGGGUGCACAGUCAUCUCUUGCUGCUGCACGGAGUCUGCACAGUUGCAGUUUGGACAUUGCUGUCCCUUUUCUUUCUUGGAGAUUCUUCUUCUCAGUUCCCUUUGAACAACUAAUUAUUCCUAGUUUCAGUUAAUGGCAGCCUUUGUGUGUCAGACUUAGGCUUGGCCAACAUUUUGACAUCAUAACAUGUUGUCACCUACAAUGUUCAUGUAACAACUAUAUAAAAUACCAAAAAAAUUUUUUUUGACAGGAAUGAUUUUGGGGUCAGGAAGAGCUAUUUUGGGUUGUGAGUAGCAGAUUUAAGAAGCCAGAAUGGGAAUGAGGAAGGAACAAUGUUAGAAUUGGUAUGAGGGCAUGUAUGGUACCGGGACAUUCUUAAUUCUAAGGCAGCCCUCUUGUUAUUUCUGAUCUAGACAUAAAUCUGAUGUUCAGGGUUAAGUGCUAGAGACAGGAAAUAAUACCAUCUAUGUUUGGUGCCAAAGCUUCUUUCUGCUUAGCACACUGCAAAUUAUAAAGCAGAGAUGAAUGCUGAGCUGAAUUCUAGGCUUCCUGUCUUAAGCGUAUUUCUGGGCAGACAGAAUACUCUGAAAAAAAAAAAAAACAGGGAUAUUUCCUUUUUGUGGGGUAGGGGAAUGACUGAUGAUAAAAGGAUAGCUAACAAAAGGGGAUGAAGAGAAAGAACACAGUGGACUGUAUAAACAGGAAGCUUUUGUGUCAAAAGCUUGUUCUGUUUGGAUGAAAUAGCAAGAGGCUGGGAUAUCUAUUUUCAUUAGCUCUUCAUUUUUGUGAACACAUUGUCUUUCUGAGAAAGGUGAUGGGGUUUGAUGAGGGUUUUGCUUAUGGGGUAGAGGAAGGGGUUUGGUGUAGAGCAGUAUACCUGGUCAGGUGUAAUGAGGCGACAUAUCACCUUUCUGGACCCAUGCUGAGUGCUAAGCAUUUGCCAUUUUGGAAUGUGAGUCUUCCCUCCAUCUUGGGCCCAGAGUUCAGUGAACCUGGUUUGAGGGUUGUAGGAUCUCUGGAUAUAUCUGCUUCUCACCUCGCUGCUUGUAGGCCACUUCCCAACUUAAUCACCAAUUGCUUAGGGGCAAGAAGAUGUGGCGAUGGAAUACAGAAUCCUACCUUGCCCAAGCUCCUUUCAUCUUUGACAACUGACACCUUUUUCUGGGAAGCAUGCUGUCCUCCUUUGGGGAACUGGAAGGAAGAGUCUUAUUCUGACCAAGUUCCAGAGCAUCAAAGUGCGUGAAGGAAUGAGAGCCUCCCCCACCCCCCCGGUUUUAAUGGGAAACAGAGCACUGCUGAACCCUCUCCCAUUUUGUAGUCCAUUUCGAGCUCCGACUCCUAGAGAAGGAGCGAUGCAGGGAUGGUUGUUCUACACAGAACCAAAACCCCAGAGGUCUUUACAAACCAGCCUGCUUGUUUGUGGCAAAACAUUGUGGCUUCUAAUUAGUGAGUGUUGAGCCACACAGAGGAAUUCAGAUUUCUGUGCUGCUCUGAGGGUUAAGAGAUACUCUCCUAGGGGUUGGUUUUGAAUCCUGCAACUGAAGGACCUGGAAGUUUGCUCUCAUUAGAAAGGACGUAGGUAAAGUGACAUGGUUACAUAGUGCUUAGCAGCAGAGCCUGCAUGGUCUGGACCGUGCUCUGCUCAGCUGCUACUGUGCACGCUGCCACGUCCCAUCACCACUUGACACAGUGUCCUUCCUCUGUUGCUGGUACAUUCUACUUACCUUUCUUCUAGUCUUUGGGACUACUGUGUGUGCCUUACAAAAUGGAACAAACAGAAAUAAUCCAGCUCUCCUCUUCCCUUUCCUGUCCUAGCUCAUGUUCUCCCUGGUUCCUGUGGAAAUGGAUUGAUAAUUAUCUCUGAGCCAGGAAGCCUGGUUUUUGCUAGCUGUGCGUUGGAAUAUCAUUAGUCUUGUGCUGUUAGCAAAACUCUAUAUAAUGAAGUACAGAUUUAGUGGAUGCUGCUUGGAGAGAUCCUAGGCUUUUGGAAAUGUGAUUUUUUUUUUUUUCCGAGAGGGUGUGUUAUUUGGCAUGUGCUUAAUUAACCAAAAGGCUCAUCCUCUCAGAGGCACUUUCUAGAGCAGUCUCUGCUUUGUAAAACCUCUCAUAUGCAUUUGAGGCUACUUUAAGAAAAAUUAGGGGCAGGGUGAGGUGCACGCCUGUAAUCCCAGCACUCAGGGAGGCAGAGGCAGGCAGAUCUUUGAGUUUGAGGCCAAAAAAGAAAAAUUAGGGAUGUCCUCCUCUGGGAAGUAUGUAUGGAGGAUGUCAGUUGAGGAAGGCUGAAGUCACCCAGAAACAAGACCAAAGGACCAGGAUGUCAAGGCUAGUGAAGGGCUGGCCUUAGGCAAACAUGGAUACUCUUCUCAGUUAUUUUAAAGGAUUUUAUUUAUUGUAUGUGGUUCCACAAGGGUAAAGACAACGAUGAACAAACCAGGUGGGCAGUUUGACAUGAAGGUACCACAUGGGCCAGGCGGUGUGCUUUGGAAGAUGACAAGGUAAGAAUGAGGACUAUGGUGUGGUGAUGGCAUAUGUUGAAGCUAUGUAGCUGCUUUUGGUGGUGCAUGAGGAGGACUAUGAGUUCAUGGACAGCCUGAGCUAUGCAGUGAGAUCCCAUGAGAAACACCACCCCCGAUAGUAGAGUAAAAGAAGUUGUGCCGUGGGAUGUCUGUUUUCACUCCCUGUGACAGGACUGGGUGAUGUUGCAGGGAAUAGCUGGUCUCUCUUGAGCACAUGAACGUACUGAGAAAAACCUCUGUAUGUUACCUUGUAAUCCUCUACUUUGGCUGGGUCCAGUGUUGGGGGUAGUGUCACAUGGCAAGGUUUCCAGUUUAGGAGAACUGAGGAAGGACAGAAGACCACUGGUUAGAUAUGAGGUGCAGGUAAGGGAGGUACAUGUCAGGAGGUGUGAGUAGAAUCAGAGCUGUCUUCUUUAGUGGAGUUAUCACUGCCAGCAGCUCUGUUCUAUCCCUUCAUAGGGAUGCUAUUCCUGGUGUUAGGGCUCACGUCUAGCAUGCCCAUUUUCAGUUUUGUAGGCCGCUGGGAGAGGAGCCAGGCCUGUGAGUUGACUAAUAGCAUAAGAAGGGCAUAGAGCUGAAUCACAGUUGCAGUAGCCCUAGCCCAAGUGACCCAGGCCUUUGGUUGGGACAGCACAGAACAGUGGGGGAAUCUGGAGGGGGCCUAGGCAGAGACACCCGAGGGCAGAGAAAGGUGCGAUCCGCCACGCUUUGUGAAAUGCCUUGGUGUGGGUCCUGGAAUAGUUACCAGGGUCAGAGAGUAGGUGGGGGAGGUAUUUUCCAGAGCCACUUUGUGAAGAGCCCUGGGUUCUAUGCCUUUUGUGAUUACCGUGCUUCAAUAGUGUAAAAAAAUUAUGGAAGGAUGUCUGGACAGCCAAGAACUUGUCAUCAUGGCUGAUAAGGAAGAGGUUGUUGCCAUGCCUAGAUAAGGAUUGGAGGGAGUUGCUAGAGCUGGGUCCAAAAUGGGGGAGCAGUUAAGUUUCUGCCCAGGGUCCUGGCUUAUUGGUUGCAGUGAACAGGGCCUCAGUUUGCUCUGCGUAAGCAGAUCUGAUAGACCACUAUUGGGAGUGAGUGAUGCUGCCUCUCAUCAGGAAGGUACUGAUAAGUUUAGAGCCAGGAGUGGAGCAGGGGUGCAGAUGGGGCUGUGGAAAGAAGCACCUUUGUUGGCAUCGGGCAGACAAGUUUGAAGCCAGCCAGUUGGCCUCUUUGCCAUUUUGUUAUUUACAAGGCUGGACCUGCCCAUCACAGUCGUGAUAGGCACUGGAUAUUCCCUUAUACUGGGGUCUGUCUUUUGCUUUCAUUUAGAAAUUUUUUUUUUCUUUUUUUAAAAUUUAUCCUGUGUGAGGGCUAGUGCUUUUUUGGAUUCGGCAUGUGUAUAGUCUUUUGCCAGUGGGAAGGUAUAUUUUCUUUACACUGGUCUUUAAGGAGGGAAAAGCUAUGUGGUUAUUGAAGGAUUUGCUCUGGGCUUCUCUAGCCACGUCUCCUGCGUGUCGUGGAAGCCGUGUGGGAACCGCAAGGUGUUAUAUUUCUUUCAGUGCUCGUGUGUGUGUGUAUGUGUGUGUGUGUGUGUGUGUUUAAAAACUAAGGGCCUUAGACAUAGGAGGCGGAUACUCAACCAGUGAGCAAAUCAGGAUGGGUUUCUACACCAUUGAAUUUGUGUAGCUUUGCUCUGGACUAAACUGGAGGUAGCUGUUAUUUGGAGGCCUCAAGUCAGUAUAAUACUUCCAAGUUAUUUGGAAGUAUUAAAGUAAUCUGUGAUACCAAGCCUAUCAGUCUUUGAGCAGUGACAACUCUAGGGCCACAUAAAUGUCACCUUCCCAUCUGUGACAUCUUCCUAACGGGGAAGAUCUGUUAGGAGCCCUCCUCCUACUCUGUGCCAACAACCUUUCCUUUCCAGCAUCCUUCCAGAAUCUGCUUACCACAUUCGAGAAUGGUAAGGAGCUGGAUGGAUGCAGUGAGCAUUGUGGGCACACAGUUGCUGCCACACUCUCAACUCUGCCACUGCAGCACGCAAACAGAUGGUGUAGGCACUGGUGAGUGUGGCUGUGUCCAGUCACAGUAAGUAUCUAAGUAGAUACCAGGCAGAAGCCAGCCCUGGCCUUAGCUGGUAGAGAUCUAUCCUGUGGCAGCUUCCUAAGCUGUCCUGUAUAUUUACUGGGGGUAAGGAAGGUAUAGAUCCUGUCAGCAGGAAGUGACAGGUACAUAACUGCUGGCCAGAGAGUGAAACAGCAGGGUUCAGGAAGGUCUAUGGUCAUCUCCCAGAGGAGUGAAGACUUUUGAGUGAGGAGAGCCCAAGGGAGGCAGCAGUUAUAGGGUUAGACCUGGAGGAUGGCGUGGUUGCUCCAAGAAGAGACUGGGCCCAGAUGGUAGAUGGGGCCAGUUGUCUAGCCACAGCUUUUUGUUGCUCAGAUAUACUUGGGCUAGAUUAGGACAGGUUGAGUGAUAGGCUGAGGGCACAGGGUAUUCUCUAGGUGGUGGACAGUCGACAGACAAGUUUAGGAGGGUAAAAUGGCCAUAGAUGUAUUCCAUUCAGUAAUGCCACUCUGAUUAUGCUAGACCAUGCUUAUAACCACAAGUUGUACCUUUCGGUUUAGUGUGAACUAGACUCUAAGGGGUGAGGUACUCUUGGGAUUAGGGUGAGAAGCGCCGCUAGAGAGUUUUCUUGCUUGUCAUUAUCAGUGAUGAAAGAGUAGUAGCACAUGACAGUUUCACUGCUCUUCCUUGGCCUUUUUUGUGUCCAGGCCAAUUUUGGCUUGGGGUCUUGGUGUGUUGAGUGUAAAAUGGUAAACAGAAGUCUCUAUCUACCCCCCUCACCCCACCCCUUCAGAACUAAAUCAUAGGGUAAGGAAGCUGUAUGGAGCACAGACUCACUUCAAGCCAAGCCUUGCAGCCUUCUAUGAACAGGUGCAUCCUGGGCCUGGAGGGUACUUCUUGGAAUCAUUCUUCUCUCUUCCAGGUACUUAAGCCUCGGGGCAGUUUUUAGCCAAUUAAAAGCAGCUUUCAUCUAUUAAGUUCCAGCAACAGCUGCUUGCUCUUGGUGAGGUUUUGUGAUCUGCAGAGAUUCUUCAAGGUGGUAUGCCUGGGAGACAUGCUAGCUAUCUUCUUCAGUCUUGUUUAGGUCCCUCUGCUCCAUUGGUUCUCAACCUUCCCAAUGCUGUGGCCCUUUAAUACAGCUCCUCAUGUUGUGCUGACCAUAGAAUUAUUUUUGUUGUUAGUUCAUAAGUGUAAUUUUGCUACUGUUAGGAAUCAUAAUGUAAAUAUUUUUAGAUAGGUUUGCCAGAGGGGUUGUGACCCACAGAUUGAGAACCACUAAUCUAUAGGGAUUGCUGCCGUGGAUUUUGCUGCCUGGUCAUGUCUUAGUGAUGUGGGAUAGCUCUGGUGCUGAUAGUAGAAGGGGCAUUUCUCACAUUUUUCUAGAGAAGUUUCUGGGUUUGUGGAGGGGAAGGAUGGAGUAAGUAGAGACUGGCUCUGUCUUAGAUAUAAAGAUAUAAAGAGUGUGCAAUCUGGCGAUAGCUGAUGCUUUUUAAGAGUUUCUCUGCGUAGUCCUAGUUGUCCUGGAACUCACUCUGUAGACCAAGCUGGCCUCGAACUCAUGCCUACUUCUGCCUCCCGAGUGCUGGUAUUAAAGUGUGUGUGCCACUACUACCUGCCUCAAGAAUAUUCAUAUAGGUGGCAGCCAAGUCCUGUGUUGUGCUCUAACCACAAUAGGGUAGUUCUUGUCAUUUGUCGAGGUUAGUCAAUGAUAGAGCCAUGCCUGUGACUAUGUCAUAGCCUUCAGUUAUAGGCUUAAUGCCAUCUGCUUAUUUCCUAAGUUAGGUAACAGAUGUCUAUGUUCAAAAUAAAAUAAACAAACAAACAAAUACUGUCCCUUAGCUCUGGUAGUUAAAGUUUCUUCCUGUAACUUAGAAAGUUUCAUUUCCAGUUUCUGGCUCCUUGCCUUUCUCUGAGUGGCUGGUACAGUCUACCCUUCCUGGUUGAGCAUACCUUCUCGCUCUGGCCAAGGAACUUGGUUCUUGUGGGCAUACGCAUUCUGGUUUAGUGAAUCAGUAACAGGACACAGGAAACCUGCCCCCUGGACACAGUCACGUCCCAGCUGACCCUCAAGAUAGCGAUGGUGUACCCAUCUGUGAAGAAGGAUUUGGAUGGGAGCCAGGUAAGCCCACAUUCCACAAGUACAAAAAAACUGUGACAUGAACUAAGUAAGGACAGAAGUGUUGCUGCUUCCAGAUGCAUGCAGUCCCUUUUCUAACAUUCAUCGUUGAAGUUCAAGCUAGCCUGGUGCCACCCGUUAGCUCUCACGCCCCACAAGACAUCCAAGUGUAGGAUGCGGAAUGUCAUUUUCCUCACUUAACAUGACAGCAUUUUGGUUGGCAGGCCGCAUUGUGGGGGUGUGGCGGGGCUUACUGACCCUGAAUGUUUUCUGGAAAGGAUGCUCAGUUGUAGAAACUGCCAACAUCCUCAUCCUCUCCAAGAGCCCUCGCUUUGCAUCCCCGGAAUUAGGAGUACUGCUGGCUUCAAGAAGCACACCAAGGCUCAGGCAAACAUUUUGUUGGUCCAGGAGGAGGAAACCUGUCUAUUGCAGAGUUACAGGUGGCAUUUUUCUCCAGGCUUUAGCACACUCGGGUCUGAUGUGGGUCAAGUUAGUGUUUAGGAGUCUGUUUAAAAACCCCUUUGUAUUUGCUGUUUUCUGAAGUACAAUGUAAAUAGUAUAAUUUGCAGUGCAAAGUCUUUGGCAAUAACCUCAUGAUGUGUAUACUAUGUUAAGUAUUGGAAACCACGGCACCAUGGACUGUCCCAUACCUCUGGGCCUGUGGUGACAUGCAGACUCUGGACUUCCCAAGUGUCAGCGUGCUUGAAGCAGCAGCCUGCAUGUGUGGACUAUCAUCAGUGCCUCGCCCACAGAUGCCUGGCCUUCAUCCAAAGGGACCCUGCUCUGCUCCGAGCCCUGCGAGCAGCACACCCACACUGCGGCUCCUGUGUGUUGACUAUGUUGGACUCUGCCAUAGACUGGCCCCCUUGUCUGGCUGCUGAAGUUUGUAAUGCCUUGACAUGUUGCAUUUCUUUUCCAUUUGAAUGAAUAAAAAUAAACGCUAUGUGUAAAUUA